Messenger RNA from Phialemonium atrogriseum, 1014 nucleotides. RefSeq lists its product as uncharacterized. Bases 1 to 1014 code for a protein of 337 amino acids. The transcript is spliced from 4 exons. Lineage: Eukaryota; Fungi; Ascomycota; Sordariomycetes; Cephalothecales; Cephalothecaceae. The record is from RefSeq and is a predicted model, not a curated record.
AUGAAGUGGCUUUCCGCAGCCCUCGCGCUCGUCGCGCCUGUUCAGGCCGGCCUUCGCUUCCCAUGCUCGACUUUGACCUUCCAGCGCCUUGACCCCGUCGUCCAGCCGGGCGCCGACCCGUCCGCUCAUGUCCACCACAUCGUCGGUGGAAACGCCUUCAACGCCACCAUGGAGGGGGAUGUUGGCGCGAGGGCCACGUGCACUACCUGCCAAAUGUCGGAGGACUUUUCCAACUACUGGACUGCCGUCUUGUACUUCAAGCAUCCUACCAACGGCUCCUACCACCGUGUGCCGGUUAUUCCUGUCCAGCCCCUAUUGGGAGGUUCGAAUGGUGCCCAAGGUGGAAUCACCGUCUACUAUACCCAGUUCGACUUGUCCAGGGACAACCUAGCGCAGCAACCGAUUAAAGCCUUCCCACCGGGUUUCCGUAUGACGGUGGGCAGCCCAGCCGCAAGCUCAAGCCCGCACGUCGGCCUACGUUACCAAUGUCUGCAAGGGCAAAACAGAGGUGCCGAGAUGCCCGACUUUCCCACCAAGCCAUGCUCCGGCGGCAUCUUCACUACCCACCACUUCCCCGCAUGCUGGGAUGGCAAGAACCUUGACAGCCCCGACCACCAGUCUCACGUGUACAACACUAUCCGAUCAGAUGGCUUCACAAAUGCCCCUGCCUGCCCGGCUUCUCACCCUAUCCGUGUCCCGCAGGUCACGUACGAGACCGUAUGGGAUACUACUAAGUUCAACAGCCUGUGGACAUCAGGGCCCAACCCAUAUGUGUGGAGCUUCGAGGGAACUAGUGGGUACGGCACCCACGCCGAUUACAUGUUCGGCUGGAAGGGCGAUGCGCUCCAGCGCGCUAUGGACAAGUCUGAGUGCUUCUACGACGGCUGCGGUUCUAUCACCAAGCAGCCCAUGGCCACCGCCAACCAGUGCACCGUCAAGCAGAUGGUCAUGGAGGAGACCGAUGGAUGGCUUAAGGAGCUCCCGGGUAUGUCGGAGAUGGCAAAGUCGGCCUAG